UGGAUGCCUGUCAUUUGAGCACCUCUUUGACGCAUGUUUGAUUAACAAACGGGGCAUCCACACCGAUCCGCUCCUGAAGUCUCAUGCGCAGGCUGUGGUGCGUGAGUGUGGGCUGUGUUCUGUGGGCUGUGGGCUAGAGAUUAGAGUUAACAAAACUCACGACAUUUUGAGUCCAAGUCCAAGUCGCAAGCGCCGAAAUUUAUUAAUCUUGAUUUGUUUGUAUUUUGAUUACUGAAAUGAAAUUAGCAGCUGGCGCUAAUUGAUGCAUUAGCUCUGAUCGCGACUCCUCGUUCUUGGCUACUUCUGGACUGUUGUCGUCGUCUGUUGUGGUUGUGGCCUUCUUCUUCUGCCCUGUCUGUCUGCAGCAAUCUAGUAUCAGUCCUAUAAAUAAUUCAAGCUUGCAGCCAAUUACCCAGAAAAAGUUUCUGCGAAAGAACUUUCGCCUAAUUGCUUGCAUAACAACUCAAUUAGGUAGACUUUUCACCGCCGAAUAAGAAGAUGGGCAGAGCGGGGGAAAAAGGCUCUCUAUAUAAAGGAGGCUUCCUGAAGAAGGACGCUCCAUUAUCGUUCCGCUAUGUGGUCCUUCCAUCGGCUGCUGCGUCGCGAUCAACCGCUGAGAUUUUACUUCUUUGCCGUGCCCCGGCUCAGCCUGGACAUCAUGGGCUACUGGCCGAUGGGCGACGAUCUGCCCGCCCGUGCCAUAGUCCACUUUGUGAUCCUCUCCAUUGGCGUGGUCACGGAGCUGCAUGCGGGCCUCAUGUUUUUGCAGAACGCGCAGAUCACCCUGGCGCUGGAGACCCUCUGUCCGGCCGGGACGUCUGCCGUCACGCUGCUAAAGAUGCUUCUCAUGCUGCGCUAUCGUCGGGAUCUGGCCAACGUGUGGAUGCAGCUGCAAAGGAUGCUCUUCGAUACGGGUCUGAACAGGCCGGAACAGAAGGCCAUCAUGCAUGACCAUUCGGUGAUGGCGGCGCGCAUCAAUUUCUGGCCGCUGUCCGCGGGCUUCUUUACCUGCACCACCUACAACCUGAAGCCACUGCUCAUUGCCUUGAUCCUGUACUUGCGGGAUCCCGACCGGGAGCUGCCGUGGAACACACCAUUUAAUAUGACAAUGCCGAAAGUUCUGCUGGCGGCUCCAUUCUUUCCCCUGACCUAUGCCUUCAUUGCCUACACGGGCUAUGUGACCAUCUUUAUGUUUGGAGGCUGCGAUGGCUUCUACUUUGAGUUCUGUGCCCACAUCUCGUCCCUCUUUCAGUCUCUCCAGGAGGAAAUACGUUCUAUCUUUCGCCCCUACGAAGAAUACCUAAAGCUGACGCCGGCCCAGUGCGCCCGUUUGGAGCUUCAGUUGAGGGGCAUUAUCAUCAGACAAAAUUCGGUCUUCGAGCUGAUAAGUUUUUUCCGCAAACGGUAUACUGUCAUCACGCUGGCGCACUUUGUGUCCGCUGCAUUGGUAAUCGGUUUUAGCAUCUGCAAUCUGUUGACCGUUGGGAACAACAGCCUGGGCGCCCUGCUCUACGUGGCCUACACGGUGGCCGCCCUCAGCCAGCUCCUCGUUUACUGCUACGGCGGCACUCUGGUGGCCGAGAGUAGCGUUGAGCUCUCCCGUGUGGCGGCCUCUUGUCCUUGGUCAUUGUGCGCACCCAGGCAGCGUCGUGUUAUUUUGCUCCUCAUUCUCCGAUCGCAGCGAGCACCGACCAUGGCGGUGCCGUUCUUCUCGCCAUCACUAAACACGUUUGCAUCGAUACUACACACGUCUGGCUCUAUUAUUGCAUUGGCAAAGUCCUUUCAAUAGAUGGGACAUUGUUGGAAGGCGCAAGUGCUAGAGGUAAUCUG
Messenger RNA from Drosophila miranda, 1830 nucleotides. It is a transcript of the gene Or10a, whose product is annotated as odorant receptor 10a. The record is from RefSeq and is a predicted model, not a curated record. The coding region runs from base 575 to 1789 and encodes 404 amino acids. Gene Ontology annotation, molecular function: odorant binding; olfactory receptor activity. Gene Ontology annotation, biological process: detection of chemical stimulus involved in sensory perception of smell; sensory perception of smell. Gene Ontology annotation, cellular component: plasma membrane. The transcript has 5 exons. Lineage: Eukaryota; Metazoa; Arthropoda; Insecta; Diptera; Drosophilidae.